AUUAUUAAAAUUAAAUUUUGUUAUUUUAUACGUAAAAUUUGUUUUUUUUUUUUUUUUGUUUUAAUUUUGAAAAUGUCUCUAACAAAAGAAUUGGAUUCAAUUGACUUGGAAUUUCAGUAUUAUUGUUCUUUAUUUGAAGAAUUAUUUUGUUUGCUCCCAAAUCGAUGUCAGCAAUAUUUGGCUACGAGAUGGAAUCGUAAAUUGACCGAACCCAUUUACAAUGCGGGAGGUCUGCGGGAAAAGAGAAAUAAAUAUUUGCUAAUGUUGACUCUUUGUUUAAAUUUGGGCGUUCUCAAAUAUCCAUUUGAUAAACUUCCUCCCAGUGGAAUUCUCCCAGAUAUCUCUUCCAUUCGGAAUCCGAACAAAUCGAGUCUAGUUGGGAAAUCCACAUGUCCUACUGAAAGCCAACAGAAAACAUGUGAUUUCCAUGAAAAUGAAUGUCCAAUUGAUGAGGACAACAUUUCAAAGAUUUUGGAUAACCAGUUUGAAUUUUUAAUUCGUUUAGCUGAUCAAAAUGUUGAAAAAUUGUCAGAUAUUUCAGAUCGUCGUAGAGGACGUCAAUGGAUCAAGUUUCUUUCAUCAAUUGACACGCCAUGUUUUCAUAUGAAAGGAGUUCGUAAUGACUAUGCUAUGCUGUUGGCUGGUUAUGUUUUAAAUGAUGAACUUCCUGGACCUUUCUUACAAUCACCAAUUGAAAAACUUAUUCCUCUGGAUGAAUUGGUGAAAAUUAUUGAUAUGAAAAAUCACAUGGUUAUAGAUCCUUCGCAUCCGAAAGCGAUGAGAUUUUUAAAAGAUGUACCACAUCCUAAGGAAGGGGCAUUUGCUUUUUUAGCAGUGACUGGUAAUAUUUGUGGGGAUUCUUAGAAAAGAGGGCAAUAAAUUCGCUUUUUUUACAAGUUAAUAA
This is a messenger RNA of Episyrphus balteatus (marmalade hoverfly), 904 nucleotides long. RefSeq lists its product as uncharacterized. Lineage: Eukaryota; Metazoa; Arthropoda; Insecta; Diptera; Syrphidae. The transcript has 3 exons. The record is from RefSeq and is a predicted model, not a curated record. The coding region runs from base 73 to 864 and encodes 263 amino acids.